AUGGAAAGUGCUUUUAUAUUCGGAUGUCUCUUUGGAAUGGGUAUCAGAAUGACCGUAAGUAGAGUAAUCAGACAACCCUUUCUAUUUAAAUGUCAUCAAUAUCCAAAAUACAUGUUGUUGACAGGAAUUGCCUUCUCAGGAUUUGACUGGAUUAGACGUCUCUCACUAGAAACAUUGUGCGAGAAGGAAGAGUUACAAGAAUUCCUAGUACGAACUGCACGCAUCAAUUAAUUGGCAACAGGAGCAGAGUCUGUUGGAGAUUACAAGAAGGAGUUUAUCUAAAUUGCCGUAGAUGAGCACAUCUAUUGA
This is a messenger RNA of Paramecium tetraurelia, 309 nucleotides long. RefSeq lists its product as uncharacterized. The record is from RefSeq and is a predicted model, not a curated record. The transcript is spliced from 2 exons. Lineage: Eukaryota; Ciliophora; Oligohymenophorea; Peniculida; Parameciidae.